AUGCAGACGAAAGCACAAGGUCAUCGUGCUUGGACGGGGUUGAUGUUCGAUGUUCUCAAAAUGCAAUCAACCGAGCAGGAAAUCCGGGAUUGCUUGGACAAAGCGCCAUCUGAUAUCGAAGACAUGAUCAGAGAGGUCUUAAAGAUGCACAGCUCCACACUCAAUAGCAGAGAGGCUGAAGAAUUCAAUACGAUCCUAGCUUGGGUAUCCUUCGCCGCUCGCCCUUUGACUUUGGCGGAGCUAGACGCGGUUUUGAGGAGAUCAUCACCAUCCGGUGGCCCUGUGCUCUCGCUGGAGGCCAAACUACGAGAGAAGUUCGGCUCACUUUUCACCCUGACUCGAGACGAUGGACUUUCCACCGGUAUGCUACAGUCGCGCACGAAACGAUCGAAUGAAGAGAGUGCCUACGAUUCAAAGUAUGAAACGACUAGCGUAGGAUUUGCUCACUCUUCUAUUAUGGAGUACUUCCUGAAAGGCGAGGGCAAGUUCGCGGCCAGAAAAACGUGUCCCAAAAUCGGCGUUGUGUACGCGGAGGCGCAACUUUACAUACUAAAGACCUGCUUGGAGGUUUUCCUCACUCCUGGCCAAGGAGACAAAAAGAAGUUGGCAAACACGUUGAAGAACUAUUCUCGGGACCAUUGGUAUGGUCAUCUCGAAUGUUCCAUAUGGCAGAAUUUCGACGCUACCGACCAGAUAGAGCUCCUGAGUAUGCUUUACUCGUUCCUGAACAAGCCCGACGCAUUAAGAGGAUGGUGCGAGGGCACUCCUUGGACCUUCUACACGGAAACAGCAGUCGCUAUAUUAUGGACGUGCAUGAAGAAAUGGUACGACAGUUCUGAUCUUGACGCCGGGCUACUGGACUGGGUAGAGACUUGUGGCAGUGGAAAGGCAGAGCUUGUCUUCCUACCGGCCGCAAAAGUGUAUGCCGAACAGGGCCUGCACAAAGAUUCAGUCGGGGACGACUGGCUUGCGCAGCCAGCAAUUACCGCGGUCGCACAGAUUCGUGCACUGAUCGAAGAGGAUGAUACUCUGGACACUCUACCGGAUCCUCCACCGCUCGAAACGCUACUCAAAGCCGUCAGAUGGUCAGGCUUAGAAGAGAACGCGGUCUGGAAUCGAAAACUGGCAGUCUGCCUACGCAAUUUCCAAUACGUGGAGGAGUCAAUUCCUUAUUUCGAGAGAGCCCUCCAGCUGGACGAGGCGUGCGUGCGUGCAAGAUCCGGCCUUGCGACUAUCUACCGUAAUCAAGGGUACUUUACAAAGGACAUUGAGCUAGAGUCGGCCAAUGCUACCUACCUUGUCCGACAGAUCAAAUGCAGCAACGGAGACAACGACGCCCUCAACAAGCAUUUAGGCUACUCUUAUAGCCUUAUCGCGUAUUCCUACGGGAAACUAAACGACGAUGCCGCUGCUUUGAGGUACUGGCGUCUGGCCGCUGAGUUGAAAGCAAUCGUGCAGUAUGGUAUUCGUACUUACCUUCGGUUGUUGUGCGCAUCACCUAAGGAAAAUCGUUGGAAAGACGUAAUAUGGUUUUCAAAGUUGAUGGAACAAGCGAAAGACGACGUUGAGGACCAUAGUCGGCUCACCACCUGUAUCCUGGAGAACGCAUAUCCUGACGAUAACCCUAAUGGGGUCAUACGUGCUCUUGGAAGAGCUGCCGUGGAAGAAGGUUGUUUGGAAUGGCUGGUGAAUGUGUACAACACAGCAAUCUGGCAUUCGAAAGACCAUGGGACUGUCGUCUAUCUCAAGAUGUCUAUCGUUGACCUACACCUCAAGUUUACAAAGGACCUGACUCGUGCCGAACUGCUCAUUGAGGAAGUUAUGGAAGUCGCUUGUCUAGACGAAGAAGGCAGAAUUGAACAGCUCGAGAAAUGCAAAAGGCGACUGGGCCAACACUUUUGUCGCAUAUGCGUCCGCAAGGCGGUCGCUGCAGGCUUAGAUUCAGCCGAGGCCAGAAAGUACAUAAAUCGGCUCGCUAAGUUGUGUCGAAGUGGAUUGGAGCCGCGGGAGCAAAGGUCAAAAUGCGUUUAUGGAGAGCGCAGUGCCCUGUACUUGGCAUUACUCCAACGACGUUCCGGAAAUAUUGCCGAGGCAGGCAUAACUGUGCGAGGCUGGCUCGUCGAGACUUGCGACCUGGCCCUCCAACCACGUUCAUCGACGCUUGGACUCAUGGGUCUUGGUCGCGUGUUGAUUGCCAUGGGUCUUUACGAUGAAGCAAUUUCCAUACUACGUGUGGUCCAUUCACGGGGAAAGGGGAAGAUGCUGCAAUCUGCGAGUUAUGCCUAG
Didymosphaeria variabile is the source of this 2286-nucleotide messenger RNA. RefSeq lists its product as uncharacterized. The record is from RefSeq and is a predicted model, not a curated record. Bases 1 to 2286 code for a protein of 761 amino acids. The transcript has 2 exons. Gene Ontology annotation, molecular function: protein binding. Lineage: Eukaryota; Fungi; Ascomycota; Dothideomycetes; Pleosporales; Didymosphaeriaceae.